CGUGGCAGCCGAGGCCGGGAGGGCACUGUUGCGGGGCGCGCGAUGGCCGGGCAGCAGGAGCCGAGCUCUGUUACGCCUCCGGGUUCUCAGAAGCUUCUGGACACUCUGCUGAAGAACCUCUAUGACUUCGGAGAGGUGGAAGAUGAAACUGAACAGAAGAGGAUCAGGAAAAAAAAGGAAAAUAAGAGAGACGUGGGGGCCACAGCUGCCUUGGCGGCACAGUCAGUUUCCGUACCUGGUUCUCUUGGAAAAGGCCAGAAGAAGAGUGCAACCAGCUUCUUCGAAGAACUCCGAGAAGAGCUGCAUUGUGCUGCUGUCACCCCUCCUGGUUCCCCUUCUGGGCCAGAAGUCCCCACUGCUGCAGUGUCUCCAGCUCUUCCCAGGAACAAAAGGAAGCAAGUUGAAGUGGUAGAAUUUCACAGCAGAAAUAAAAAAAGAAAGCCGGAGCAAGACCGAGCUGAGUGCACGAAAGCACCUAAAGCUAAUGUCCUUGAAAAUGUGGAUGUACAGGAAUUUAACCUAGAAAAGGCUCGUGUGGAAGUGCACCGGUUUGGGAUCACGGGUUACGGAAAGGGGAAGGAACGAGUCCUGGAACGGGAGCGUGCCAUCAUGCUGGGUGCCCAGCCUCCCAAAAAUAGUUACGUGAAUUACAAGGUUUUGCAGGAGCAAAUCAAAGAGAAAAAGGCAGUAAAGGAAAAAGAAAAGAGAGCGGCCCAAGACACAGAUAUUUUCAAGAGAAAGAAGAGGAAAGGGCAAGAAGACAGGAAGCCCCAAAAGAGGAAGGCGGCUCCCAGUAUUUUGUCAAGCGGACGGAUUGGACAGGUUGGGAAAUUUAAAAAUGGGACGUUGAUUCUGAGCCCUGUUGACAUUAAGAAGAUCAAUUCUUCCAGCGUGGCUAAGUGACCUGCUUUAUCAGAUAAGGACCACGAGACAAGCCACCGUGCCCUCGGGCCCUGCAGGACCUCAGGACUGUUCUUGUUGGUGUCACAGGGUGCUUUUCAUUUUAGGGGUAAAAGUCAAACAGCUUUUCUAGUUGCUGAAGUGUGUGCGCGGUGCCGAGUAAGCGAGAGGGCACGAGCUGCAGAGGCGUGCGAGUGUCCUGGCGGGCUCUGCGCACCUUCUGCUCGCUGGUGUUGGGUGCGCUUGCUCCUGAACGCUCUUCACGGCUGCAGUGUUCUGUAAGUGCUCGUGAUGGACAUCAACUGGCCUUUCAGUGUCUUUAGUGGCUUGAUACUACUAUAUCAUGAAAGAUCUAAGAAUGUGCUGAUUUAUCAGGUUUUGGAAAAGCAGUUUUAAUCCAGCCGACUGUGUGUAAAGCCCACUUUGUCGGAAGUUACGCAAAUAAAGCACAGCUUCUGCAGUG
Tupaia belangeri chinensis (Chinese tree shrew) is the source of this 1363-nucleotide messenger RNA. It is a transcript of the gene FSAF1, whose product is annotated as 40S small subunit processome assembly factor 1. NCBI's taxonomy places the organism in Eukaryota, Metazoa, Chordata, Mammalia, Scandentia, Tupaiidae. The record is from RefSeq and is a predicted model, not a curated record. The coding region runs from base 43 to 903 and encodes 286 amino acids. The transcript has 7 exons.